Schistosoma haematobium is the source of this 1907-nucleotide messenger RNA. RefSeq names its product Adenylate cyclase type 9. Gene Ontology annotation, molecular function: adenylate cyclase activity. The transcript has a single exon. Gene Ontology annotation, biological process: adenylate cyclase-activating G protein-coupled receptor signaling pathway. The record is from RefSeq and is a predicted model, not a curated record. Bases 339 to 1040 code for a protein of 233 amino acids. Lineage: Eukaryota; Metazoa; Platyhelminthes; Trematoda; Strigeidida; Schistosomatidae.
AGUUAAUAAACUUGAAACGAGUACAAAGAAAUAACUUGGUUUGUAAUGGCCUGGAGCAAAUAUAUUGGAUAUUGGAUAAGUUGGGAAACAUUCAGAGCCGCGCGAGAAGGCUUGUUCGUCUCUUCAUGAUCGGGAUAUCGGUCCAAAUUGUAGGACACACGGUAAUGAGUAACGAGAGUCAGUUCACCAGAAUAAUUAUCGUCUGAUAAGAAUAUUAUAUCAUUACUCCGAAAGUCUGAUCCUACCUUGAAGGUUUUGAUAUCAGUUACUCAUAUAACAUCUCAACUUCACCCACUCAAAUGGUGUUUAAGAUAUUUGCAUAAUUUAUUUUCCCCAUAAUGACAUCAGGAAAUAACUUUGACAAGGCUAAAGGAGUCGACUCAGUCCGGAAACACAAGAUCAAAGGACUUUACUUAUUUGAAAGAUGUUCCGGGGGAAUACUCAAUCUCAAGUUUGAUUCGGAAGUAUUAGAGUCAUUUUACUACAAAUGUACUUACCCAAGUUCACGUGGGAGAUUCCGUUUUGGCACUGUAUUAACAGCUUUUCUGUCAGUCGCUUGGUUGAUGUAUUUUUCAAUUCUGCAACAUCCUAGUUGUUUAAUAUACAGGAUCGGAUUCAGUCUUGGUGUUGUGAUCUCACUUACUUAUUUCUUAAUGAGCUUCUUCGACAAACUUUUCAGAUCACGAGCUAUAUUAAUCAGUGUUAGUCACGCAUGGAUUUCAUGCUUGCUUGGCUUGCUUGCAUUUACUCCACCAGAACCUGGUGCUACUUUGGCUUUUAAUCUCAGUUUAAUUCUUCAGCUCAUAUUGAUCACAUAUACCAUGGCUCCUUUGCGCUUAUGGCAGCUGUUGGCAAUUUGUGGACCCGUUAGUGUCUUGCAAAUAGUUUUAGCAAGUGUGAGGUACGACCGGGUCCCAGGCUGGUUUAUACUGUUGUUUUUCGUCGGUCAUUUCUCUGUUCAUUUGAUUGGAAUUAAUCUUCACUUGAUGUCUCAAGUAAGUCCGCUCUCUUUUACCAUAACUUCCAGGAAUUCGGUUUGAUAUUCAUGUUUUUGACUAGUUUUAUGGUUAUUUUAUAAUAUGUAGAACAAUGAAUUCAUGGUUGAAGCACUUGCGACUGAAGAUUUGAAAGUCCUAACCAUACACUUAGGGAUCAGCCAGUAGUGCACAAACAGGUGUGCUAGAGACAUCUGAUAACAUUACAUUGAUUCCCAGAAUAUAUGUACUAAACCAAGACGUAGUGUAUUCGUUAAAUUUUACUUUAUAAAUGUCGAUACAGCUGGGCAGAAAAAAAAGACUACACGACUAAGGAGAUGUACUUAUGAAACGAUAGAGGAAGACAUGUGUUUAUAAUUAAAGACAAAUAAAUGGACAGAAAUGAGUGAACUCAAGUAGUUUAAAAUUGGAGAAACGGUUCAGUUAAAAAUACAAUCACGAGAAACCCUUCCAGGUAAAUAAAUUUCAUUUUUAUGAAAAAAGUAAGAAAAACUACAGCUAGGGUUCAAAUGGCCACCGUUCUGAAACGUUUCUGGCAACAUUUCGAGCCGCUGAGUUGCACCAUUUCUAAGACUGCAAUCAGGGUGUCAUGAUGGACCUACUGAUGCCAGUUCUAUGCACCUUUCUUUAAUAUCACGGCUUCAUCUCAUAAACUACCCAUCUCCUACUUUUCCACUCAGUCUCAGCUUCGGGGAACCAUACAAAAUGUGGAGGUUCCUGAUAUGAUAUUGAUGCGAUAUGUCCAAGCCAGCAGUGGCAAAUUUGGAGAGGAAUAGUAAGAUUGGACAAUCGUGCCUAACCCUACUUCGGUUUGGGCACCCGGGCAGUAUCACAGCCCUCAUACAUAUCGAAUGAGAUUUGUCUGGCGCAUAUGUAUUUGAUGCCCAAUUGUACCAUUAUCUAUGUGUUAAA